Molecule: messenger RNA, 1083 nt
Organism: Eucalyptus grandis
Lineage: Eukaryota; Viridiplantae; Streptophyta; Magnoliopsida; Myrtales; Myrtaceae
Product: heavy metal-associated isoprenylated plant protein 4
Exons: 4
Coding region: 105-863 (252 amino acids)
Molecular function (GO): metal ion binding
Source: RefSeq, a predicted model, not a curated record
CAUAACCCUUUCUCUUCAGCGUAAAAGCUCUAAACAAGUGAUCGUUUGUCAUCUCCUUUUCCCUUUUUCUGUCUCCUGGUUUCGAGAGACUUUCGCAAAAAUAAAUGGCGGGGAAAGAGGAGAAGAAAGUUGACGUGAUCACCGCGGUGUACAAAGUUAACCUACAUUGCCCAGAAUGUGCAGGCGAGGUCAGGAGGCCUCUUCUCAGAACACAAGGUGUUCACGGAGUGGAAGUGAACAUGGAGAGCAACGAAGUGAAGGUGAAAGGGGCAAUCGAUCCAGUGGGAAUUUAUAAGAAAAUAGAGAGGCUCAGCAAGAGGAAGGUGGAGUUGAUAUCGCCCAAGAUCGACAUCAAGGCAGCCGAAAUCAAGAAGAAAGUCGUCAAGGAACCCCCCAAAGAGCUACCCGUGCGAACUCACAAUUUGAAGGUCUACAUGCACUGCGACCAAUGCGAGCGCGACCUGCGUCGUAAGCUUAUAAGACAUCGAGGUAUCUACAGUGUCAAGACCGACAUAAAGGCUCAAACCAUGACGGUCCAAGGAACGAUCGAGCCCGAGAAGCUCCUGUCGUACGUGCGGAGGAAGGUGCACAAACAGGCCGAGCUCAUACCUCCGAAACCAGAGAAGAAAGAGGAGAAGAAAGAAGAGAAGAAAGGGGAGAAGAAAGAGGAGGAGAAGAAGGUGACGAUAGAGAAAGAGAAGGUGAAGGUUGUAGAGACGAAGGGCAAAGAGACCGUGGAGUUCACAGAAGAGAAAAAAGUCGUGGAGGUCAAGAGCAAGGAGGGAAAUCCAUACUUCAUUCAUUACGUUUACGCUCCACAGCUUUUCAGUGACGAAAACCCAAAUUCUUGCUCUGUCAUGUAAUCUUUGGCAACACUAGUAAUGAGUCAACAAGGGUGAAGCUUAGCAGCGACAGACCUGAGUUUGUCACUGUACAUAGAGGGGACUGGUCAUACAAUAGUAUGAGAAAAACCGAUAGAAAGAGUUCUCUGCAAGGACUCCGAGUUAUGUGAUGAGACUUUCAUCUUGAUCAGCAGGAUUAGAAUAUCAAAAUUAUUAUUUUCUUAGAAGCUCUCUUCCCAAA